This is a messenger RNA of Histoplasma mississippiense, 1584 nucleotides long. RefSeq lists its product as hypothetical. The transcript is spliced from 2 exons. Gene Ontology annotation, biological process: protein folding; protein peptidyl-prolyl isomerization. The coding region runs from base 1 to 1584 and encodes 527 amino acids. Gene Ontology annotation, molecular function: peptidyl-prolyl cis-trans isomerase activity. The record is from RefSeq and is a predicted model, not a curated record. Gene Ontology annotation, cellular component: catalytic step 2 spliceosome. Lineage: Eukaryota; Fungi; Ascomycota; Eurotiomycetes; Onygenales; Ajellomycetaceae.
AUGUCAUCACACUAUAAUACGGAGCCACCACCAACUGCCUCCGCCACCCUCAUCACCACUGCUGGUCCGCUCCACAUCUCCCUCUUCGCGAAACAAACGCCUCUCGCAUGCAAAAAUUUCCUUCAGCAUUGCUUAGACGGGUACUACAAUGGGACAGUCUUUCACCGCGUCAUCCCGGACUUCAUAAUCCAGGGCGGCGACCCAACGGGGACAGGCUCGGGAGGCUCAUCGAUCUACGAAGAUCCAGAGUUCGAAGUCGACUCGCGCGAUGGGGAAAAGGUUUUGUUCAGAGAUGAAAUACACAGCAGACUACGAUUCAACCGCCGUGGGUUGGUCGGGAUGGCAAAAGCAGAAGAUGGGACGUAUGGAAGCCAGUUUUUUGUUACCCUCGGAAGUAACGCGGACAGGCAGUUAACCGGGACGUGUACGAUGUUUGGACGCAUUGAAGGGGAUAGUAUCUAUAACGUAGUAAGGAUUGCAGAGGGGGAUCUGGUGGAAGGAACUGAGCGGCCCGUGUAUGCCGUAAAGGUUACGGGGUGUGAAGUGGGCGAUUUGGGUCCCUUCAAGGAUGUUUUAAGGAAGCGCAAAAAAGUCGCUGUUGCCGCGCCGCAGAAGCAAGAGGGAGUAAAGCGCGACGUUCCUAAUAAGAGGAAAAAGGGCAAAGGCGCAAAAGUAUUAUUGAGUUUUGCGGACGAUGAAGAAGAGGGUAUGAUGCAUGCAACACAGAAAAUGAAGAAGCCUAAGUUCAAUACCAACCUCGUCACAUCAGGAGAAGGAGCGGUGCCGGAACAAAACGAGAGCAUUCAGGAACAUAAAAGCCAACUUAAAGUUGCAAGGGCUUCCCCUACACACAAAAACCAAGCUGAUCUCGACGUCCAACAAGUCCACCCAAAGAGGCGCAGGUCUGCCUCCCCUUCAAAAUCACCGCCCGUAAGCCGGAUACCACCACGAGACCCUAACACCCAACUCCCUUUUCCGGACCCGGAAGCCCCGUCUGGCUCUCAAUCUUCCUCCCCCGACCCUCCCGCAAAGCAAUUAGCUUUAUCACGAACCACCGCCGAAAUAGAUGCGCUCAAAGCAUCCAUGCGUCGCAACGUCACCAAAACCACAGAACCUACACGUGACUACGAACAUGGAAGUUCCAGACAACUCAAAGGCAAGAAACUCCAAUCUGCCAAUGCGGCAAAGGAUAAAAAAGGGAGUGGAGAUGGAGAAGAAGAAGAAGAAGAAGCAGAAGCACAAGUCUGUGACCUCCAUUUCAUCGCAAACUGCCCAUCAUGCCGCACGUGGGACACGACUGCCAUCGCCGCGCAGGACGACACCGCCCAAAACCACGGCCGAGAGGAUGACGAUAACCCAAUUGACUGGAUGACGCACCGACUGACCUUCGGCAAGGACAUGCUGGGCAAGGAUCUGAAUUGGAAGCGCACACAUGAGGACGUGGAUGGGCUUGUGGUGAUUGAUCCUCGCGAGAAGGAGAAGGAGGUUGUUGGAGGCGGUGGUGCUGGGAGGCGGCGAGAGCGAGAGCGGCAGCGCAAGUUGGGGUCGGGACAUCGAAGGGAGUGGGAUGGGAACGGGUGGUAA